AAAGUCUUUGCCGUGUUUUGUUACUUUCGUGUGGCUUCCAAACGAUCAAUUGCUUCCUCGCCGCACUCAUUCAUUGGCUUUUGCUCGGUAAGUUACCAUAGGUUUGAUGAACGGUGUAUCUAGUAGCUUAAGGGCAGCUUUCUCUCACUGUGUAGAGCAAGUGAGGAGCUAUGAUUACCAUCACUACCUGUGCCUCCUUGAGCUCCCGGCUAACAUGCGAAAGGCUGCAUUUGCACUUCGUGCCUUCAAUGUUGAAACUGCCAGAGCCAUGGAUGUAGCUUCUGAUCCCAAGAUUGGUCUCAUUCGCCUUGUUUGGUGGAAAGAAGCCAUUGACAAAAUUUAUGCUAACAAGUUGAUUGAGCACCCGACAGCAGUGGCCCUCUCAUCAGUUGUAUCUGAAAGUAACAUUAGCAAGGCUUGGUUAAAACGGGUGGUUGAUGCUCGGAUCAAUGACGCAAGUAGAGAAGUUACUGACCUACCAGAGACUAUUGAGGAGUUGGAGAAAUAUGCAGAGGAUACUGCAUCAACUCUUCUCUACAUGACUCUUCAAGCUGGUGGUAUCAGGUCAACUGCAGUUGACCAUGCUGCGUCGCAUGUUGGUAAGGCAAGUGGCCUCCUUUUGCUGCUUAAGUCACUGCCAUAUCAUGCUAGCCGCAACCGUCACUUUUCCUACAUACCGGCUGAAGUGGCUGCUAAGCAUGGGCUGCUAGUUAAGGAAGGAGGUCGAUCGGAGAUACACCUGGAUUCUCGAGAGCGCUUAUGCGAUGCAGUUUUCGAAAUGGCAUCAGUAGCCAAUGCCCAUUUGGUGAAAGCCCGUGAAUUAGCCAAUGGUGUGCCAUCCGAAGCACGAAAAACACUUCUACCAGCAGUGCCCGCCCAAGAUCUGUUGGAUUCCCUCAACAACGUGCAGUUUGAUGUAUUCGAUUCAAGGUUAGCAAGAGGGGUUCUGGGUAAACCUCCAUUGUGGUUCCAGAUGAAACUAAAGUGGUAUUCAUGGCGGGGGAAAUACUGAUCAAUUUCUGGCGGC
Messenger RNA from Hibiscus syriacus, 1027 nucleotides. Its product is annotated as NADH dehydrogenase (ubiquinone) complex I, assembly factor 6-like. Gene Ontology annotation, cellular component: mitochondrion. NCBI's taxonomy places the organism in Eukaryota, Viridiplantae, Streptophyta, Magnoliopsida, Malvales, Malvaceae. The transcript is spliced from 2 exons. The coding region runs from base 107 to 1012 and encodes 301 amino acids. The record is from RefSeq and is a predicted model, not a curated record. Gene Ontology annotation, biological process: biosynthetic process; mitochondrial respiratory chain complex I assembly.